AUGGCCCACAGUGGCAAGCAGCUGCCCGCCGCCGGGCUACAUGCCACGGGCAAAGCUCAGCAUGGAAAUUUCCUGGUGGCUAUCAAGCAGGAGAAGGGAGAGUCGACACGGACAAGUGGCGAGAAGCCGCACAGCGAGCCGGUGAAGAAGAGGGGCUGGCCCAAGGGCAAGAAGAGGAAGAAGAUUCUUCCCAAUGGCCCCAAAGCUCCUGUGACGGGUUACGUGCGUUUCCUGAACGAGCGGCGUGAGCAGAUCCGCACCCAGCAUCCUGAUCUGCCCUUCCCAGAGAUCACCAAGAUGCUGGGGGCUGAGUGGAGCAAGCUGCAGCUGUCGGAGAAGCAGCGGUACCUGGAUGAAGCGGAGCGGGAGAAGCAGCAGUACAUGAAGGAGCUGCGGGAAUACCAGCAGUCAGAGGCUUACAAGAUGUGCACGGAGAAGAUUCAGGAGAAAAAGAUCAAAAAAGAGGACACAGGCUCUGUGGCGGUGAACACGCUGCUGAACGGGCACCCGCACAAGGCUGGCGAGUGCAGCGACACCUUCUCCACCUUUGACGUUCCCAUCUUCACAGAGGAGUUCUUGGACCAAAACAAAGCCCGGGAGGCUGAGCUGCGGCGCCUGCGGAAGAUGAACACGGAAUUUGAGGAGCAGAAUGCCAUCCUGCAGAAGCACACGGAGAGCAUGAACUGCGCCAAGGAGAAGCUGGAGCAAGAGCUGGCCCAGGAGGAGAGGCAGACCCUGGCCUUGCAGCAGCAGCUCCAGUCCGUGCGGCAGGCCCUCACCGCCAGCUUCGCCUCCCUCCCCCUCCCAGGCACGGGGGAAACCCCCACGCUGAGCACUCUGGAUUUCUACAUGGCCAAGCUGCACAGCACCAUCGAGAGCAACCCGCUGCAGCAUGAGAAGCUGGUCGUGCGCAUCAAGGAGAUCCUGUCGCGGAUAGCCAG
Molecule: messenger RNA, 941 nt
Organism: Pterocles gutturalis (yellow-throated sandgrouse)
Lineage: Eukaryota; Metazoa; Chordata; Aves; Pterocliformes; Pteroclidae
Gene: HMG20B
Product: high mobility group 20B
Exons: 8
Biological process (GO): regulation of gene expression
Cellular component (GO): nucleus
Source: RefSeq, a predicted model, not a curated record